CCUCGAAGAGGAGACCAGAAAGCGGUUUAAGUAUAAAAUGAAACUUGAAGUGUCAUUGUUGGGUAACGAGGCCCGAUAAGCUGAAACACCGCCUUCAUAUAACCUUAUCAACACAGCUCAGUCGGUUUCGGUUCAUGAAUAGUUCACACACCUUAAGCGUCAAGGCUUAGAUUAGGGAUUUAUUUCCGGGCUGUAAACACUCGGGCUAGUUAAUGUAUGCCAGUAUCAGUGACUACACCCACUGACGGCCAAAACUCAGCAGACACGCCUAAAACAAGCAGGAAGUGACAGGAGGCGCAGUACACCUAUAAAAGCGAUGUUAGGCUACAGACUUCCAUUAAAGUUUGAAGUCGUCAGAAGGUACAACGUUAAACAGCCUUCACUUAGUUAUUUCUCAUAUCGAGUCGUAAGUGCGCGUGCUGCGGGUAACCGUUUAUACCUGUACUAAUCCCGGAAGUCGUGAUAAGCGCGUGCAUUGUUCCGCUGGUUCUCACGGAGUGUGGUGAGGAACUGGACAUCACACUUACAGUCUUUGAGCAGGGAAAUUUCUCACACUGUGACGCUGCUGCUCCGUGUCAAGGUUUUUUUCCCCCUCUACUUUUUGUUCUGCUUGAAACUGCGUUUAAAAGAGGAAUUCACAGACGAGUUCCUGCUGCUGGAAAUUUUCAGGUCGCUUUCCGCCAUGUCUCUGGGCUCGGAAAUGAUCCGAGGUGAAGCGCUUUUCUCCGACUUCAGGAGACAGUGUUCGGCGACGGAGAACUGGCAGAACAAGUACAAUAAAAACGGGAUGGAGGUGUGGGUCGAGGUGCCUCCUGUAAACAACUCGCCCCAAGGCAACAGAAACAUCUACUCUAAAGUGCACAAAGUCAAGUGUAAAAUUGCCAUAAACGAUGUGUCUGCUGCUACAAUAUACGACGUUCUUCAUGACAACAUCUAUCGAAAAACGUGGGACCCUGUAAUGCUCGAGAGCUUUGAAAUAGCCCGUCUAGGUCCCAAUUCUGAUGUGGGCUACUACUCAUGGCUCUGUCCUAAACCACUGAAAAACCGAGACGUGGUUACCGUCCGCUCUUGGCACGCUUCUGAAGAUGAAUAUAUAAUUGUCAACUACUCGGUCAAACAUCCGAAAUACCCUCCACGUAAAGACUUGGUGAGAGCUGUCUCUAUUCUGACGGGUUACCUGGUGAAACCAACAGGGCCGAACAGCUGCUCCUUCAUUUAUCUCUCACAAGCAGACCCUAAAGGUUCUCUUCCUAAGUGGGCAGUAAAUAAGGCAACUCAAGUCCUAGCACCCAGAGUAAUGAAAAGUGUUUAUAAGGCAGGUCAAAACUACACUGUCUGGAAGGCCCAGAACUCUCCAGAACAUAAGCCAUGGCUCUACCCUAUCCAGAGUGAACUGCCAAUGAUGGAUCCAGCUGAGCUGAGCAUCCAGCGUGGAGACUCUCUGGAGAAUGUGGAUGAGACCUCAACCCGUGAUGCUGUGGAGAACGAGGAUAGCAGCUGAAGAACAGCAAAAUAUGGUGAAGAAAUGGACUCUUAGCUUUUAAACUUCCAGUUUCUUUCAUGUAGUUGGUGCUGUUCAUGGGUACUUGUUCCCGUUUCUUCUUAGAUCAGAAGUGCUUGUAGGCACUGGGGUCUGAUUCUGUGGCACAACAUUAAGCUGUGCUUACAUAAAUUUCUAUAUAAUGCAAAAAUGAAGAAUGAUGUGAAGGCUGGCCAUGGUUUAUAAACAUGUACUCCUUUGAAGUUAAAAAAUGGUAAAUUGUCUUAAGUGUUUAUUCUUGGAAGAGAGAAAAGCUAAGUGAAUAUUUUUGGCAACAUGUUCAUUUAACAUAACAUAAAUGAAGGAAAGUGAAUGACCUUUUUUCUGUAAAGGUAAAUUAUUAUUCCUGAAAAGGUAAUUUAUUUUAUAUAAUUAAAUUAUGAAGUGUUAUGGAGAUUGUUUUUAUUUAUUUCGCUUUUGAUUUAUUAAAACUUGAACACUGCAGACUAGUGGGAAGGUCAUGAGGACUGGUGAAGGGAGUUAGUGAGGCCUCCUUAUUUAUGAAUUUGUUUCUACACCUUGUCUUGAGUGUGUUUGAACGGGGAACUUGAUUUUACAUGAAUAUCCAGGGAAGUUUAGUAAUUAGUAUUUAAUUAUUUUUGUAUAUCUGUCAAAAUGACUUAUUUUUGUAUUAUGGCAGAUUUAUUUAUUACUUUAUUGGUAAGUUACUCAUACUUCUUAGACCAGUGGUUCCCAAACAUCAAGAUUGUAAGAUACUCACACACUUUUCAUACUGUAACCUGCAUUACUCAACAAAAGGCCUAGAAAUUGGCUGAUGAGUUUUGUUUGUUUGUUUGUUUUUGCAUGUGUUAAUGUAUAAAUGUGCAUAGCAUGAAGUGAGGGUAACACUGAUAACACUGGUUUACAGAAAUGCAAGAGACCGAUGACAAAAGCAAUAUAUUAUCUUGCUUACACAAACACUGAUGUCCCUAGAUACUGUUUUGUUUUCUCACAGGAACAGGUCUUCCCUACCAAACAGAUAAUCUGUACACAAAUUGGGAGAAGAAUAGGGAAGGAUGUGUAGAUUAUGUUACUAGAAGACUUUAUAGAAUACUUUCAUUCCUGCUUUUUUUAAUUAAUUGUUUUAAAAAUGUUUCAUCUAAAAUGUUCAGUUUUUAUUAUAAAGAUUACAAAGAUUUUUACAAUAAAUAAUUUGAUCAGUUAAGAUUCAUUAAGACUUUAUUUAUGUCACAAUAAAUUCUACGAACAGACAAUCUUUGAAACAGUAAGGCAUCUCUCAAAACACAGAUUCUAUACAGGAGGGCACAAAUUAUUUGCUGAAAGGUCCUACCUGUAGAUAACAGUUUGGCAGUUAAUGCCAGGUUUAAAAAAAAAAAACAAAAAAAAAACCCCGUUGAUAUUAAAACUCAAUUUUUUUUUUAAAGCGUUACCACCCAAUCCAAAGUGCACCAAGUCAGGGCCUCAAAUCCAACCUAUAGACGAGCAUUCUGGAUUUGACCAUGAUUUAUGAAUACAUUACUCAUCACAGUAGAUACCAAUGCUAUAUAUGUGCUAUGAUUAUUAGUUGUAAUUAAUUAGUUAAGACGGUUUUAUCUUUCAGUAGUAUAAUGUCAGUCAGCAGGAUAUUAAGAUGCAAUUAAUACUGAGAGAAAAUAAUUUCAUAAUAAAAAGAAACAUGACAAUACAGGCAAAUUACAGACUGAAAGGUGAUCAUAUACGUGUGUAUAUAAUCACACAAUGUUUUAAUCUGUGGUCAUUCUCCCCCAUUUAUCUCUGAACCUAUAUAUAUAUAUAUAUAUAUAUAUAUAUAUAUAUAUAUAUAUAUAUAUAUAUAUAUAUAUAUAUUAGUGUACAUAAAACUUAUCAUAACAUCCAUCACCUAGUUCAGGAGUGUCAAACUCUGGUCCCACAGGGCCGCAACACAGCUACUAUAAAUGCAUAGCCUUGUCACUACUGGAAAGUAAAUCAAUAGCUUUUGUUGUAGCAAUGCUACAAUAUGAAAUCUGAUCAUUACCUGAUACAUGGAGCCCUAUUGUUGUCAUAAACAGAUAACCUAAGUGCAUGUAAACCCAUUAAUCAAAUUAUAGCCAAAAUAUUACAUUUUGCAGUAACAAGCUAUAUAUUAAAUCACCAUUUUAUCGGUUUUGAAUUUCAGAUGCAUACAAACUUUGGUAUUAAAUCCUCACUAUGUACAAAGCAUGAACUCAAACCACUAACAGCCUAUAUCAUUCAUCAAUAUUAAGCAUUAUAUAUAUUUCAGUCUAGUAGCAAUUAAGGCAUCAUAGUACAGAACUGACUAAAAUGG
This is a messenger RNA of Ictalurus punctatus (channel catfish), 3806 nucleotides long. RefSeq names its product START domain containing 14 (gene stard14). The record is from RefSeq and is a predicted model, not a curated record. The transcript has 6 exons. Bases 683 to 1501 code for a protein of 272 amino acids. Gene Ontology annotation, molecular function: lipid binding. NCBI's taxonomy places the organism in Eukaryota, Metazoa, Chordata, Actinopteri, Siluriformes, Ictaluridae.